Molecule: messenger RNA, 3614 nt
Organism: Phasianus colchicus (ring-necked pheasant)
Lineage: Eukaryota; Metazoa; Chordata; Aves; Galliformes; Phasianidae
Gene: LMNB2
Product: lamin B2
Biological process (GO): nuclear pore localization; nuclear migration; nuclear envelope organization
Cellular component (GO): nuclear lamina; nuclear envelope
Molecular function (GO): structural constituent of cytoskeleton
Source: RefSeq, a predicted model, not a curated record
CGGCUGGAGGCACGCGCUGGGCUUUGGAGCUGAUCCAGCAGCAGUUGGUUUACAGUUUGCAACUGGCGCCGAAAUUCAAAAAACGCACUGUACUUCAAAUCCAGAGCGGGGAUGGAAACAAUGAGGAAGGAGGUGGCUCUGCAGGCUCCUGGGCUGUCCUUGGUGUGGCUCCCAGCCUGAGCGUGGGGUCAGACCUCCCUGCUGAGAAAUGAGGCACAGCGCUAUGGGAUUUGUAGUCUGUCCUUCCUGCUUCCUCCUGCAGAUGCAUUUUAAGGCAAAGACGACUGCUUUCAGAGAGCGGUUUCACGCUGAGUUUACAUCAGAUCUCACUAAGAUCUGACAGCAGUGCUCUUUACUUACUGACGUGCCUACGCACCUAUAGAAAUGAUACAUGUGGCGAUCAGCAUGAUUUUCAUCCCUCUGAGUAACCCACUGACACCCACAGCUUUGCAGGCUCAGUGUGGAAGGAAACCCCUGCCCUCAGCUCUCUGCAGGAGGAGCAAAACUUACCUGAAAACCUGCUGCUUACACAGGCAGCUGCUACAGAUACACAGCAAUUGCAAGAGGGACUCAGAACUGCUCACCCACAGCAGAGCGGUGAUGUACUGAGGUUUUCCAGUUUGACAAGUACAUGAUCUUAGCUUCCCAGAUCCUCUAACAUGAGAAUCAGCUCGCUUCUGUUUUGAUCAUAAACACCUAUUUGUUCAGCCUGGCUCCCUGAGUUUCUUUCCAUCUAUUGCAUGGAGUAUUUUCUUAUUUGUUUUUCAAUUUAGUUGUCUUCUAUUGCUGGCUUGCAUUACACUCACACUCCUUUUUCCUUUGCUGUUGUACCAACUUCAAACUCGUUUUUCCCAGAAAAUCUUCCUUUUCUCAGCCUUCCCUGUCAGUCACAAUGCAAAACCACACUGAGUGCUUUUCAGUCUCAACGCUGGGGACAUAAGGAAUUCACCGCUCACGCAUUUUAUACUGGUUAAAUGUAUAAGAACUUACAGAAGUCGGAGUAUAAUCAGUAAAAACAUGCUUUGAGGAAGGUAAUACUCCAAGAAUUUAGGAAAUGAAAAAUUCCCAACAGCUUCAUUGUGAACUGGCAGCAUGCCCUGGGAUAGCAAAAGCACUUUCUUCGUGAUCAGCCUGACCCAGGAGCAUCGCACCUUCUCAGCAUCACCAUGGAUGUUUUUAAUGCCUGCAAAACAGCCCUCCUAAAAAUCCCCGCUAGGAAGCAGUUGAUUGAAACCCCAAGAAGCAAACUACAGUUCUCAGCCUACAGAUGCUGACAGGGAAGCACAGCAAAUUCCUCAGCAAGCCUCGCUGCUAACCCGUGCCCCCUUCCGUGGCAGGGAAGGCAGUUCGUUCGUAGGAGGCCGUUUCUGAGGAGCACAGGGGGCUGCACUGCUGUGACACGGGCUGACGAGAAGGAACCCUGAUCCCACAGCUCCGCUCCCUCACGCUUGGAGGGGAAAAACAAACCGAACCCAACGAGCGGUCUCUCCUUUCCGAACCGCCUUUAUUCACAGUCAAGGUUAUUACGUACAAGGUUAUCAAAUAACCUUUCUCCCCGUGCUUUAUUCCCAGUCUCAACGGCUUAACUAUAUUCAAAACCCGCGGAGCGGCGGCGGGCAGCCCACAAAAUGGCGGCGGCGCGGACUCCUCCUCCCGGCGCGCCCCGCGCGGCCAUCUUGGCGCCCAGACUUCAUUUCCCAUGCGGCGCGGCGGCGGGGCAGGCGAUGUCCGCCAUCUUACCGCUCCCUCCUCCCCCGGUGCGGCCGGAUUGAAUGAGCCUGCUGCCCGCGAGCUGAGCGCCAUGUCAGGUACCCCGAUCCGCGGCACCCCCGGCGGGACUCCGCUAUCGCCGACCCGCAUCUCCCGCCUGCAGGAGAAGGAGGAGCUGCGGCAGCUCAAUGACCGCCUGGCCGUCUACAUCGACCGCGUACGGGCGCUGGAGCUGGAGAACGACCGGCUGCUGGUGAAGAUCUCCGAGAAAGAGGAGGUCACUACCCGCGAGGUCAGUGGCAUCAAGAACCUCUAUGAGUCUGAACUGGCUGAUGCGCGAAGAGUUCUGGAUGAAACAGCCAAAGAGAGGGCGAGGUUACAGAUUGAAAUAGGAAAACUGAGGGCUGAACUUGAGGAGUUCAAUAAAAGCUACAAAAAGAAAGAUGCAGAUUUGUCUGUUGCUCAAGGUCGCAUUAAGGAUCUUGAAGUACUCUUCCAUAGAAGCGAAGCAGAGCUCAAUACUGUCCUGAAUGAGAAACGCAGCCUGGAGGCAGAAGUGGCUGAUCUGCGUGCCCAACUUGCAAAGGCUGAAGAUGGUCAUGCUGUGGCUAAGAAGCAGUUGGAGAAGGAGACACUUAUGCGUGUGGACCUGGAGAAUCGGUGCCAGAGCUUGCAGGAGGAUCUGGAUUUCAGGAAGAAUGUGUUUGAGGAGGAGAUAAGAGAGACAAGAAAACGGCAUGAGCAUCGUUUGGUUGAAGUGGACACCAGUCGCCAGCAGGAAUAUGAGCACAAAAUGGCUCAGGCCCUGGAGGAUCUGCGAAAUCAGCAUGAUGAGCAAGUCAAGCUGUACAAAGUGGAGCUAGAGCAGACCUAUCAGGCUAAGUUGGAGAAUGCCAUCCUGGCCUCUGACCAAAAUGACAAAGCUGCUGGUGCAGCUCGGGAGGAGUUGAAGGAGGCUCGCAUGAGAAUAGAAUCUCUCAGCUACCAACUUUCUGGCCUUCAGAAACAGGCUAGUGCAGCAGAAGAUCGCAUUCGUGAGUUGGAGGAAACGAUGGCUGGUGAACGGGAUAAAUUUAGGAAGAUGCUUGAUGCCAAGGAGAGGGAGAUGACAGAAAUGAGGGACCAAAUGCAGCUGCAGCUUACAGAAUACCAAGAGCUGCUUGAUGUGAAAUUAGCACUUGACAUGGAAAUCAGUGCUUAUCGAAAGCUCCUGGAAGGAGAAGAGGAAAGGCUGAAGCUCUCUCCCAGCCCCUCGUCCCGUGUUACUGUCUCUCGAGCUACCUCCAGCAGCAGCAGUAGCAGCACUUCACUUGUCCGCUCUUCCCGAGGCAAGAGACGACGGAUUGAAGCAGAGGAGCUCUCAGGCAGUGGAACGAGUGGAAUUGGCACUGGAAGUAUCAGUGGUAGCAGUAGCAGCAGUAGCUUUCAAAUGUCCCAGCAAGCUUCAGCUACGGGAAGUAUCAGCAUUGAAGAGAUAGACCUGGAGGGCAAAUAUGUUCAACUGAAGAACAACUCAGAGAAGGAUCAGUCUUUGGGUAACUGGAGACUGAAAAGACAGAUUGGAGAUGGAGAAGAAAUUGCUUACAAAUUUACUCCGAAGUAUGUCCUCAGGGCUGGGCAAACUGUAACAAUCUGGGGUGCAGAUGCAGGUGUAUCUCACAGCCCCCCUUCUGUUCUCGUGUGGAAGAAUCAAGGCAGCUGGGGCACUGGAGGAAAUAUCCGCACAUACCUCGUGAACUCUGAUGGAGAGGAAGUUGCAGUGAGAACUGUUACUAAAUCGGUCAUUGUGCGGGAGAAUGAAGAGGAAGAGGAUGAAGCAGACUUUGGAGAGGAGGACCUUUUCAACCAACAGGGGGAUCCCAGAACAACUUCUCGAGGAUGCUCAGUGAUGUGAAGAAAGAAAG